Messenger RNA from Meloidogyne enterolobii, 747 nucleotides. The record is from the annotation of a GenBank genome assembly. Lineage: Eukaryota; Metazoa; Nematoda; Chromadorea; Rhabditida; Meloidogynidae.
AUGGACAAGAAAGGAGAGCAUGUUUCUGAAAGUUCCCCUCUUUCUCCAAAUGGCGGCAAACAUGUUACUUUAUUUCCUUCUGAAGAAUUGGCACGCCUUUCAAUUGACAAAAGGCAUCCUUUGCCUAUUAAUAGAGAAUAUGAAGGACAACAGAACCCUGAAAGUUUGCCUCCGUUAAUUCCUAGACGGAAGCCAACAACUUUAACUUAUGGACACCAAGCACCUUUGUUUAUUCAACAAAGAAAUGGGGGUGGGGGAAGAGGAGGUGACAUUAGAUCCCAAGAUGACAUUAGAUCCCACGAUGACAUUAGAUCCCAGGAAGGAUUAAUAUUAAAUGGGGAUUUGUCUUUGUUACUUGAACAACCAAGCACUCCGAUAGGCAAUUUUAGACCAAUACAAGCAUCAGAAAUGUUUGAAGAAGAAGGGUCAUUUGAUAAUAAUAAGACGCCAGAAACGGCUUCUUCAAUUACUACAAAUACUACUUCAAUUAGUGAACGUUCUGAUCCUAGAUUACAAUAUGCUAAUCCUUAUAGCAGGUGUUUUUAAUUUUUAGAGGAGAUAUGUAGUUGGUUACCCUACGUGUUUUAAAAUUUUCUGUUUUGUAUGAGACAUUUGAUCCCAUAAUCCUUUUAUUUUUAUUUGGAGUUCAUUUUUCUUCAAAUUUCUCAUGAUUGGGUUGUCGUUUUUACCAAAUUCUUCAUUUACAUUUAUUGAGGAUUACGAAAAUAAAUAUCGCGCUAUAGAAGG